ACUUAUUUGUUUCGCCGAAUGAUUCUGAUAAUCUGGCUUCUUAUAAUAGAUAAAAAAUGUAUUUGUAAACGUCAAAUUAUUUAAAGAAAUUUUAAGGUUACAAACAAGAAAACACUUUUCCUUGGAGUCGCAGUAGAUUUGGUUAUUUGUUUCCCUAAACGGGCAUUGGAGAAAUUGGAAUGAGUACACCAUACAAAACAUACCUUAAUCAAAUAAGGGAAAAACCUGUCAUCCAUGCCUAUAAUAUUUUGAUGAAUAUUACUUAAGACUCACUUAUUAAUGGAACAUUUGAGAUGGUAACUCUCUUAAGUAAAAUUCAUUUUUGGACCACUCAGGAAGAUGUAAUUCUAAAAAGCACUGAUUGGGGAGCAUUCAAAUACUAUUUUAAGAAAGAUUCAGGCAGUUCUGUUUAUGAGCAAGCCAAGAAGCAGUAUUGUGACCAAAGUGGCAUUUUAUAUGUUCCUCACAACAAAAGACCAGAAAAACUAAGAGAUAAGUUAAAGGAGUUUGAAGAACACCUAAUUCACAAUAAAGUUGUUUGUUAUUCCUGGGACAAUAACAAGUUAAAAUUGUUGUUGUCCACAGGGUUAAUUACUGUUUUAACAUUAAACGAAAGAACUGGGGACUUAUUGAGCAUUAGCUUUGAUAAACAACUCUCUUCAAAACUUCAGGUUAAUAUAAUUUGUGACGGUAUAUUGUUUGGGUCACAAGUAAUUUGCGUCUGCAAUGAUGGCCAUGUACUUGGGUUUGGUGGCCCAUGGAGAGAUGGUUGGGUGCUUGAGGGAAGUGCAAGACGUCAUCUUAACUUUCAUAAUGAUUGGUUAGUGGCUUGGGGUAAGGCGGGAGCAGAACACCCUCAACCUUGGAGUCCCUUGGCAAAGGACCAUCAAAGGGCUAAUUUGCAUUUAUAUGGCAUUGGAGUUAGGGAGCCUGAAUUGUUAGCUUAUAAGAAAACUGAAGGCGAACCUCUUCUAGUUGUUAUAAGCAAAGUUUCUAAAGGCACUAUUAUUUUAGUGGAACAGAAAGUCACACAAAAAGGAGCAGUGUCAAUUGAAGUUAUCAACUUUGAAUUAAUUGGAAACAAUUUAAAGAGAAUUUCGGUCACCUCAGUGCCUCUUCAGACCCAAGUCAGCUGUUCUGCUUUAAGUGAUUCAGAAGAUCGUUUACUUAUUGGAUGUAUAGAUGGAAGUUUGGCGCUUUUAGAUCGAAACCGCGGUUCGACAAGAACAAUUAAAGCUUCAUUUAUACCAACACUUGCCUGUUGGCAUCAACAAAGCGUUUUAGUUGCAAUUGCGAACGAACGAGGCCUCAUACAGUAUUAUGACACUGCUUUGACUUGCGUUAAAAGUCAAUUUUUAAGCGAAGAUUGCACUCCAACCGCGUUGUUAGAUUUAUCAGGUUAUUUCAGUGCCCAGUCCAGAAUUGUUUCAGUCAAUUGGGGUCCUAAAGACUUGAUCGUUUCUUUCGAGCAAGGACCAUUGGCCUUAAUCACGCAUGUUGUAGGCUCUUUAAAUUUUAAAACAAUUGGAAAGAGAUAUCUUGACUCGGGAAAAGUUGACAAAGCAAUUAAGUUACUAUUAAGUUGGGAAUUUAAUGAAAAAUCGUUUUACAUUUUGCAAAAAAUUGUCGCUUAUUUGCUAAGAAGGCCGCUGUCUGACGAAAUCGCGCAGCAUUUACAAAAUGCCCUGGGUAGUUUUCACAGUCCCGCUCUCCCUCUGUCGUAUCAGGUUAGACAUCGAUUUGGCCAUCAGGUGUUUUCGCUUACGAGACGUUUUUUCCACCAACUGGUAAGAGCCAGUAUGUUUGAAACUGCGUUCUUGUUGGCCGUCGACAUAGGCCAUCAUGAUUUGUUUAUGGAUCUCCACUAUAUUGCCGUAAAAAUCGGUGAAACUGAAAUGGCGGCUGCUGCCAGAGCUCAGGCAUCUGCAUUAUUAAGUCGGUGUUCAAGUGAAGCUUCAAACUGCUCUCGUUCCUCAUGUUCUCAAUGUUCCGAUGGUGAAAGUUGCAGCAGCGAGGAGCAGUUCAGUAAAACAAACAUAAACUUAGAGUCAGGGAACCAUAACGGUCAAUAUGUCUCUCCUAUUACUGAAAAUAUUUUGACGACCGAUUUUAAUCAUGCCAUUCCCACCACUUAUAAAACUGCGGAGAAAGAUCCCGUGGAUAGGAAGAGUAACGACUCUCACAAAUUCAAUUUCGCGCCGAGGGCAACGUACGUUCAAUCACCUCGGGUCCCAGAGAGUUUCGUAAAACUGUCUCAAGUGCCGACGCCUUCGAUUCCGCCUUUACCGUUCCAUAGUGCUUUAGGAAUACCCUACAUUCAACAAUACGCGGAAACCAUGUUCAGUCCGCACCAAAUAAACAAUACAAACUAUAUCGGAGGCACCAACUGUCCAACACCAGCGACAUAUGCCGCAUUUAAUGCAAGCAACAGUGUAAAAACCAGUUUCACUUCGAUCAACAAGUUGUUGCCCCCGCCCCUGCCCACCGUCUCUAUUGGCUCUGCCUAUCAAUCGAUCGCUUCCAGCUCUUCCUCGAAUUUGACCAACGACCUUAUAAAUUUAGGCGGUUUUCCUUUGUUGAGCGGGAGUAGUCACCCAUCUGUCGCAAACGCGACUAAGAAGAAUCAACCCAAAGUGAAAUUUUCCGACACGGUAACCGCUUUCAUCGUUCCGGAAAUUAAAAGGCCAGUACGACCGCCCCCUCCGCCUCACGUGACCGAUCCCAAGAGAGAACUGGCGGAAAGUUUACCCUUGUGUCACCCGAACGAGGACUAUUUAAAAGACUUUACGCCCGUGAGUCAGGAAGGGUCCGAGAGGAUCGAGGACGACACGCCUCAGCCUAAAAUUAAGGUCGUACACUUUGGCGUGGUAUGACAAAACU
Molecule: messenger RNA, 2880 nt
Organism: Cylas formicarius (sweet potato weevil)
Lineage: Eukaryota; Metazoa; Arthropoda; Insecta; Coleoptera; Brentidae
Gene: frtz
Product: WD repeat-containing and planar cell polarity effector protein fritz
Exons: 9
Coding region: 294-2873 (859 amino acids)
Biological process (GO): establishment of protein localization; cilium organization; nervous system development
Cellular component (GO): axonemal basal plate
Molecular function (GO): protein binding
Source: RefSeq, a predicted model, not a curated record